Coregonus sp. 'balchen' is the source of this 4541-nucleotide messenger RNA. The record is from the annotation of a GenBank genome assembly. Lineage: Eukaryota; Metazoa; Chordata; Actinopteri; Salmoniformes; Salmonidae.
AUGGAACUGCGGGAGGUCCCUGAGGAGAGGUUUGAGAAUCACUUCUGCAGGGAAGAGUGAGGACAACCUAUUUAUUUGUACUGUACUCAUGUCAAAAUAGGCUUACUUUUUUAUUAACAUAACCAUUGAGCCUUGUUUAGUGGAGCAAAGUAAAUUAUUAUUUUGUCUCGUCUCUGUUUUCAAGAAUGUUCAGGAGUCCACAGAUUCUGGCCUUGACAUGCCCUGUCAGGACCCUGCUGUUGUCAGUCAGAGACCCCCGAGUGCCUGCCCUACCUGAGCAUGCCUGUCAGAGGUGGACUGGACCCAAAGCAGGGAGAAGUCUCUGUCAGGGGGGUGGAGGGGAGGAGGCAGUAUCCCUCUCUUCAGCCAUCUCUUCACACCUUGUUAGCAGAGGCACCUCCGGUUAUGAAAGCUGUCUCCUAAACACUGCACCUCAACACCCCUUAAAAAAAGACACCCCUCCCAACCGGCCUCAAUUGUCUCAGGACUCUAGCUUUGUCUCUUUGAAACGUACACCACGACUGCCGGUGUUAGUAUCAUGUGACCCUUGGAAAACCACUCUAUUGGAACAUUUGGACAAUUCUAAAGCCCCCGAAUGUUCUAGCGACCUCAAGUGCCUUCUACAAAGGAGGCAAACUGACAAUGGUAGCCAAUGUUUAUCUGCUGAGGUGACGGUCAACGUCACAUUCAGUGUUAAAAGGAAUAGUUACAGUCCUGUUCGAAGUGGCAAGAUUGACCUUUUUCAUAGACUGCUUGUGUACACACCAAUACAGUGGACUGUGGAUUCCCAGCGAAGCCUUUCACUCCAGAGCCGUGGCCUGCACCAGACUGCUGCCUCCUGCCCUGAGAGUGCCUUGAGGGAGUGCCUUUCGCUGGUGAAUGAGGCGCGCUGCCGGCAGAGCCUGGGGCCUAAUGUGGCUCUGUAUGAGAAGGACGUCCGGGGGAAGAGGGGGGCCAGUGAGGCCGAGGGGAAGUGGGCGUCCGUGCUGGUCUCUCUUUGCUCCGUGGAGGGAGAGCCCGCCUUUCUCUUCACCCUCAGAUCCACAGCACUGAAGGGCAGACACAAGGGCGACGUCAGGUAACCACAGACUCCUGCACCAUUCCCACUGCUUUGAACUUAACAACUCUGAAAAUGACAACUUUGUUAGUGUGAUUUGAGAAAAACAUUGUCAUGUAAAUGAAUGUAUGAAGUUGUAUGAAAAAAAAAAAAUGUAUGCACUCAAGUUGCUCUGGAUAAGAGCGUCUGCUAAAUGACUCAAAUGUAAAUGUAUAGAAAGCUGGAAAUUGACAAAGUGCUGUGUGAAUGUCCAGUUUUGCAGGGGGCAAGCGUGACCCUUCGGACAAGGACGUUGUGGACACCGCCCUGAGAGAAGCUCGUGAGGAACUGGGCAUCACUGUGGCAACAAACCAAGUGUGGGGCGUGCUGAAACCACUCAGGGAUAUGGUGAGACCCUUAACCCUACCCAUAAUCCUUCAUGAUCCCCAUCCAUCUCACAGCUAGGAGCUCCCCUCUGCUCUUGAUCAGUUGAAAUGGGGUAAUAUUAUUUCAGUGAAACAUUUCUUAAUAUGAGUAUGUCUUCAUUAUGUAAAUUGUUGAUCUGCUGCUUUUCCUAAUCAUGGCACAUUUUCUCUCAGUCUGGAAUGAUGAUAGCCCCUGUACUGGCCAACCUCGGCCACCUGGAGGCGCUGUCGUUCAAGCCAAAUCCUGCCGAGGUACAGUUACAAGAACUCAGUUUGCAAACGUUACAAUCACUCUGUUUGCGUUUGGGCUGAACUAACACGAAUACCACCUAACAUGGAGUUAAAAUGACAUUCUCCUUUCUCUCUCAGGUAGAAGAGAUCUUCACCCUGUCGCUCUCCCACGUAUGCAGUCCCCAGAAUCGGGGAUACACCCACUUCCGUACCGGUGAGCGCUACGGAUACACCCUGCCCGUGUUCCGCAACGGGAAGCACCGCGUGUGGGGCCUCACUGCCGUGGCCGUCGAACACACACUCAAACUCAUCGCUCCGCCAUGACAACCAAUCAUGCCAGACUUCACCAAUCAUGCCAGCCAUCACUACUGUUUUUUGUAAAGCAUAGUGUAUGUGUGAUUACGGAAUAAUUUGAAUGAUCAAUUUCACAUAUGAAACAAAUAAUGGGGCUCAUGUAUCAAUUGAGGACUUCUUACAGUCAAUGUAUCCCUAAUAAGCAUACAUGUCAGAAUUGAUAUAUUUAAUAGAUAUAUAUAUUUAUACAGUGGGGAAAAAAAGUAUUUAGUCAGCCACCAAUUGUGCAAGUUCUCCCACUUAAAAAGAUGAGAGGCCUGUAAUUUUCAUCAUAGGUACACGUCAACUAUGACAGACAAAUUGAGGAAAAAAAAUCCAGAAAAUCACAUUGUAGGAUUUUUAAUGAAUUUAUUUGCAAAUUAUGGUGGAAAACAAGUAUUUGGUCACCUACAAACAAGAUUUUGGCUCUCAUAGACCUGUAACUUCUUCUUUAAGAGGCUCCUCUGUCCUCCACUCGUUACCUGUAUUAAUGGCACCUGUUUGAACUUGUUAUCAGUAUAAAAGACACCUGUCCACAACCUCAAACAGUCACACUCCAAACUCCACUAUGGCCAAGACCAAAGAGCUGUCAAAGGACACCAGAAACAAAAUUGUAGACCUGCACCAGGCUGGGAAGACUGAAUCUGCAAUAGGUAAGCAGCUUGGUUUGAAGAAAUCAACUGUGGGAGCAAUUAUUAGGAAAUGGAAGACAUACAAGACCACUGAUAAUCUCCCUCGAUCUGGGGCUCCACGCAAGAUCUCACCCUGUGGGGUCAAAAGGAAAGCAUGAAUGGGGCCAUGUAUCGUGAGAUUUUGAGUGAAAACCUCCUUCCAUCAGCAAGGGCAUUGAAGAUGAAACGUGGCUGGGUCUUUCAGCAUGACAAUGAUCCCAAACACACCGCCCGGGCAACGAAGGAGUGGCUUCGUAAGAAGCAUUUCAAGGUCCUGGAGUGGCCUAGCCAGUCUCCAGAUCUCAACCCCAUAGAAAAUCUUUGGAGGGAGUUGAAAGUCUGUGUUGCCCAGCGACAGCCCCAAAACAUCACUGCUCUAGAGGAGAUCUGCAUGGAGGAAUGGGCCAAAAUCAAAUCAAAUCAAAUCAAAUCAAAUUUUAUUGGUCACAUGCGCCGAAUACAACAGGUGCAGACAUUACAGUGAAAUGCUUACUUACAGCCCUUAACCAACAGUGCAUUUAUUUUAAACAAAAAAAGUAAGAAUAUAACAACAACAAAAAAGUGUUGAGAAAAAAAAGAGCAGAAGUAAAUAUAAAGUGACAGUAGGGAGGCUAUAUAUACAAUAGAAUAAAGUGACAGUAGGGAGGCUAUAUAUACAGGGGGCUACCGUUGCAUAGUCAAUGUGCGGGGGCACCGGCUAGUUGAGGUAGUUGAGGUAAUAUGUACAUGUGGGUAGAGUUAAAGUGACUAUGCAUAAAUACUUAACAGAGUAGCAGCAGCGUAAAAAGUAUGGGGUGGGGGGGCAGUGCAAAUAGUCCGGGUAGCCAUGAUUAGCUGUUCAGGAGUCUUAUGGCUUGGGGGUAGAAGCUGUUGAGAAGUCUUUUGGACCUAGACUUGGCACUCCGGUACCGCUUGCCGUGCGGUAGCAGAGAGAACAGUCUAUGACUAGGGUGACUGGAGUCUUUGACAAUUUUGAGGGCCUUCCUCUGACACCGCCUGGUAUAGAGGUCCUGGAUGGCAGGGAGCUUUGCCCCUGUGAUGUACUGGGCCGUACGCACUACCCUCUGUAGUGCCUUGCGGUCAGAGGCCAAGCAGUUGCCAUACCAGGCGGUGAUGCAACCAGUCAGGAUGCUCUCGAUGGUGCAGCUGUAGAAUUUUUUGAGGAUCUGAGGACCCAUGCCAAAUCUUUUUAGUCUCCUGAGGGGGAAUAGGCUUUGUCGUGCCCUCUUCACAAAAUACCAGCAACAGUGUGUGAAAACCUUGUGAAGACUUACAGAAAACGUUUGACCUGUGUCAUUGCCAACAAAGGGUAUAUAACAAAGUAUUGAGAAACUUUUGUUAUUGACCAAAUACUUAUUUUCCACCAUAAUUUGCAAAUAAAUACAUAAAAAAUCCUACAAUGUGAUUUUCUGGAUUUUUUUUUUCUCAUUUUGUCUGUCAUAGUUGACGUGUACCUAUGAUGAAAAUUACAGGCCUCUCAUCUUUUUAAGUGGGAGAACUUGCACAAUUGGUGGCUGACUAAAUACUUCCCCCCCCCACUGUAUAUCAGGUAGGGUCAUGUAAGGAACAAUCACCUUCCAUGUCAAAGCCACUUUGGAUUGUAAUGUCACUGUAUUUUGUCAUACUGACAUAUUCAUCUGCAGUUCUCCCUGGAAAGGUUAAAUCUCGACAGUUCAUUCAUUCACUAACCUUAUGAAGGUAAGGCACCAUGUUUCGGUGUGUCAGAAAAUGCAAUAAAAAUGUUUUACGAUUCUAUCCUUUUUAAAAAUGUUAUUAUUUUAUAUGACAUGCAGACAGAAAUAAAUAUAGUGCCAAAAAAAUAGCAUUUGAUGUACAACGUACAGG